AUGUUAAUCCGUGCCCGGAAACUAUUUGUCGCCGCCGCUUUGCGCCGACACACAACUAGUGUAUUCACAGACGCUCCAUUCUCGUCAAUCGUUGGCUCUUCCGGGGCGAUUCCUUCGACUCCUCCCCUGCUCGCCGCCGUUAUCUCCCCUGAAGCUACCGGCCGGAUACCGUCGCAGCCCACCCACGGAGCAUUUGGAAGGGGAAAAAUGGAGGCGGCGAGGCUCGGUUCUUGGCAGCUCACCACCAUUUCUGGUUCAACGAGUUCAUGGAGGAGGCCGCCACUUAAAUUGCAUAGAAAUAACAUCACUUUCAAAUCUCCACUAAAGUUCUCUGUCCGCGCUUCCGCUGUUGGAGGCGACGAUUCUGCCGUGACUCUGCUUGAUUAUGGUGCCGGCAAUGUUCAAAGUAUUAGAAAUGCAAUCCGUUAUCUCGGUCUCGAUAUCAAAGAUGUUGAAACACCGGAGGACAUUCUGAAUGCAAAACGCCUUAUUGUACCUGGGGUUGGAGCAUUUGCUGCGAUGAUGGACCACUUUGCACUUGAUCGGCCAUUUUUAGGCAUUUGUCUUGGUCUGCAGCUACUUUUUGAGUCAAGUGAAGAAAACGGGUCAGUGAGAGGUCUUGGUUUGAUUCCUGGGGUGGUUGGACGUUUUGAUUCUUUCAAUGGUUGUAGAGUGCCUCAUAUUGGCUGGAAUGCUUUGCAAAUUAAAAAAGAUUCACUUAUUUUAGAUGAUAUUGCAAACCAACAUGUAUAUUUUGUCCAUUCUUAUCGUGCUGUACCGUCAGAAGAAAAUAAAGAGUGGGUUUCAUCCACCUGCAACUAUGGAAUUGACUUCAUAUCUUCUGUUAGGAGGGGAAAUGUGCAUGCAGUUCAAUUUCACCCUGAAAAAAGUGGAGAUGUUGGUCUUUGGAUCCUACGGAAGUUCUUGUUACCAGAUUCUUGUGUGACUAAGAAGCCAUUGGAAAGGAAGGCUACAAAGCUUGCAAAGAGGGUGAUUGCUUGUCUUGAUGUGAGAACAAAUGAUAAGGGUGAUUUGGUUGCGACUAAAGGAGAUCAGUAUGAUGUGAGAGAGCAGACAAAAGAUAACGAGAUGGGGCUGAUGAGGUACAUAUGUUCCCUCUUGGAGUAUGCCUGGUAUCAGUGCACUGUGAAUGGUGGUAGAGAGGGUCGUCCAAUUGGAGCAUAUGAGCUUGCCAAAGCUGUUGAAGAAUUGGGAGCUGCUGAAAUUUUGCUCAACUGUAUCGAUUGUGAUGGUCAAGGAAAAGGAUUUGAUAUCGAUCUGAUAAAACUAAUCUCGGAUGCGGUGAGCAUUCCAGUGAUUGCAAGUAGUGGUGCAGGAGCCGCUCAGCAUUUCUCAGAUGUUUUUGAAAAGACAAAUGCUCUUGCUGCAGGCAUUUUUCAUAGGAAACAGGUACCGAUUCAAUCGGUAAAAGAGCAAGGGAUUGAAGUUAGGAUAUAG
Lactuca saligna is the source of this 1458-nucleotide messenger RNA. The record is from the annotation of a GenBank genome assembly. NCBI's taxonomy places the organism in Eukaryota, Viridiplantae, Streptophyta, Magnoliopsida, Asterales, Asteraceae.